AUGACAGUGGCCAAGACCUGGGAGACAGUCCGUGACGCGAAGCAGGCGGAGCGCGAGAAACGCAUUCCCGCCGAGUGGAGGCUCAAGGAGCUGCCCAAGGGCACCAACGUGAUGGACGUGCCGCGCACGUGCGGCAUCCUCUCCGACCGCGAGAUCGAGAUCACUGAGUCCUGCGCCAAGGACCUCGUCCAGGCCAUGGUCGACAAGAAGUACACCUCUGAGGAGGUGACGACUGCGUUCUGCAAGCGCGCCGCGAUCGCGCAGCAGCUGACGAACUGCCUGACGGAGAUCUUCUUCGACGAGGGCAUUGCCGCCGCCCGCGCCAUCGACGAGGAGUACGCGCGCACCGGCAAGCCGCGGGGUAUGCUGCACGGUCUCCCGAUCUCGCUCAAGGACAACAUCGGUUACAUCGGGUACGACAGCAGUGUCGGCUUCGUCAACCAGUGCGGCAACCCCGCGACCGAGGACGCCGACAGCGUUGUGUCGCUGCGCCGCGCCGGUGCCGUCUUCUACUGCAAGACCAACGUGCCCACCGCCAUGCUCAUGGCUGACUCGUACAACAAUGUCUGGGGCCACACCGGCAACCCGUACAACACCGAGUUCGGUGCCGGCGGCUCGUCGGGCGGCGAGGGCGCUCUGCUCGCUCUCCGCGGCUCUCCCCUCGGCAUCGGCAGCGACAUUGGCGGGUCCAUCCGUAUCCCCGCCGCGAUCUGUGGCAUCUACGGCCUGAAGCCGGCCUAUGGCCGUUUCAGCUCUCACGGUGCGCGCUCCGGCCAGCCAGGCCAGGAGACGAUCAAGGCUGUGAACGGCCCGAUGAGCCCCGACUUUAGCUCGCUCGAGCUCUUCACCCGCGCCAUCCUCGAGGACAAGCAGUGGGAGCGCGACCCGUGGACGUGGCCCAUCCCCUUCCGCGAGGAGAAGCUGCCCGAGAAGCUUUCGUGUGCUCGAGGAGCAGGCGCGCGCCCGCGCGCCCUCAUCGCCGCCGGACACGAGGUGCUCGAGUACGUGCCGUACGACGUUGCGACCGGACGCGCGACGACGUGGGCGCUGCUGCUCGGCGACGGCGGCUUCCUCAUGCGCAAGCAGGUCGUUGACGCUCCCAUCCCCGAGCCGUGGCCCAAGGACUUGGAGAUGUUCGAGGAGCGCUACCUGGCGCUCAAGGACACGCCGCCAACAAUCACGCAGCUGUGGGAGCGCCAGCUGAACCGCUCCAACUACCUGCGCAAGUUCAUGGAGGACUGGGACGCGACCCGCAAGCGCACCGGCACCGGCCGGCCGAUCGACUGCGUCAUUGGCGGCGUGUACCCGGCCCCCGCUAGCCCCAAGCUCGACUUUGUCAUCGGCGCCAACUACACCAUGCUCUGGAACGUGGCCGACUUCUGCGGCGUCGCGUACCGUGCUGGCUUCUCGCGCGCCGACGACGAGAUCAAGCAGAUGCCGACCGACUGGCGCAAUGCCGACGAGGAGAGGCUCUGGAAGCAGUACGACACGAAGCGUCUCGAGGGCAUGCCGGUCGGCCUCCAGCUGCUCCUGCCCAGGCACCACGAGGAGAAGGCGCUCAAGCUGACUGGCGUCGCGAUCGAUGCGCUGAACAAGGCUCAGAAGUAA
Messenger RNA from Trichosporon asahii var. asahii CBS 2479, 1608 nucleotides. Its product is annotated as acetamidase. The record is from RefSeq and is a predicted model, not a curated record. NCBI's taxonomy places the organism in Eukaryota, Fungi, Basidiomycota, Tremellomycetes, Trichosporonales, Trichosporonaceae. The transcript has 2 exons. The coding region runs from base 1 to 1608 and encodes 535 amino acids.